AGUCAUAUCCGUGCGCAAUGGCGCGUAUGGACGGAUUCGGGUUUGACACUCACACCAGAAACGGGAGUAGUUCCGAGACUCUGGUUGUGAACGUUUCGGCUGGAUUGGGUGGCUCUGUUGGGCAGACCACUUCGAUCAACAUUCCUUUCGGAUCGAGUGCGGCCAUGGGGUCCACUCCGAUCACCACCUUCGUUGGAUCGAGCGCGACUAUGGGGUCCGCUCCGGUCACCUCGGUUAUUGGACCAACCGCGUCAACGGCCGCAAUGGUCACCCCACUCGGGCCGAAUAUGGCUUCGGCCAUACCGGUCAUUCCCUCACUUGGACCGAACACGGGUGUCUUCACAUCCGCACCGGUCGGACAUCCUACUGUCAUGCUGCCUGCGAACUCUGUCAAAGAACUGGCAAAGUUCACAAGAGUUGGCUUUAAAAUAUGGCAGCAAAGAAUGUUAUUUUGGCUGACCACCCUCAACCUUGUGAGUCAAGCUGAAGAAUUGAUUCUCAUUUUUAAUGAGUGCACUGACGAGGGAAUGGGAGUCAGUGAGGCAUUCCAAGUGGCGGCGAUUAUUCAUGUGCUCCUGCCAGCUUGGGAUGAGUUCCGAAGCUAUCUAAAGCUCAAACGGAAAGAAAUGACUUUAGAACAGUUGCUUGUUCGUCUCCGGAUCCGUGAAGAGGGUCUCACUCGCGAGAAAAAAGUAGCUGUUGCUAAGGCCAAUAUCGUGGAGCAUCCAUCCAAAGAGGGUUCUUCCAAAGGGCCCAAGCCGAAUAAGGACAAGAAGAAGAUUGGUCCUAAAGGAGGCGUCGCGAUGCCCAAGUUCGCGGGAAAAUGCUACAACUGUGGCAUUACGGGCCACUGUUCGUUAGAGUGUCACAAGAAGCCUCAGAAGAAGAAGCAGAAGAAGAAGGAAGAAGCUCUCUGCUCGGAGCUAGAUGCCAUGGACCUUUGUGCUGUCGUGACAGAGGCUAGGGAGGCGUUUCUAGAUGAGGAGCACACAGACUCAGUGGAGGAGAUCAUUGGGAGCACUCAUUCUGAUGAACAGGAGAGUCACACUGAGGGGGAGAGAGUAUGUGUUUUGUUCUCUGGUGAUUUGCUUGUGGAUUCAAAUGUUUUGAUUGGGUUUGAUGCUGCUGGAUUUGCUCUAUGGUUUAUUUGAUAUGUCCUAUUGCUCAUUCUGAUCUAUGCUUGCUCUUAUGCACUCUAUUGUCACGUUUGUAUACUGCGUGUGGGUCAAGUGACGGAUGUAGGUACAGCUGUAUGUCACAUUUUUUAGGUAUUCUAUGUCACAUUGUACCUACUCUUGAUCGGUUGAAUAUUACUCUUCAUUCUUUGCCCCAAAUUUUUCAAAUAAAGCUUGGCAUUUUUU
This is a messenger RNA of Cuscuta campestris, 1361 nucleotides long. NCBI's taxonomy places the organism in Eukaryota, Viridiplantae, Streptophyta, Magnoliopsida, Solanales, Convolvulaceae. The record is from the annotation of a GenBank genome assembly.